Messenger RNA from Vicia villosa (hairy vetch), 930 nucleotides. RefSeq lists its product as uncharacterized. The transcript has a single exon. The record is from RefSeq and is a predicted model, not a curated record. Lineage: Eukaryota; Viridiplantae; Streptophyta; Magnoliopsida; Fabales; Fabaceae. The coding region runs from base 381 to 713 and encodes 110 amino acids.
AACAACACUAACAAAUUCUUUCACACAACCCAAUCUUUUCAACCGAGCCAUGAAUUCUCAUCCACUCCACAAAAUUCAACUUGAACCCUUUUUCUUAUAUUCCAAUCAAACACUAAACGCCAAAAAACCAUCUCGUUAAAACCAAGUCUCUCCCCCAAAACAAAACCCAAAACCCAACGCAACGGCAAAGAUACUAUCUAUAUAAACAUCGUAUACUCCUAACUCCACCUAAUAAUACACGUUUGUUACAUAGUAAAUAGUACUAGUUCGAUACAUAGUUACAUACACCUAUAUAUAUAUAUAUAGUUAAUAACCUUUGUUGAUUAAUUUCUUCAUACCAAAGAUAUCUAUCUAUCUAUCUAUCUAUCUAUCUAUCUAUCAUGGGUUCUUCUAGAGGUGAUUCAGCAUCAUGGUAUUGUGCAAUAGCGUUAUUGGGUAUGAUAUUAUUGGGAUCAAUAAGGGAAAGUACUGUGGCUGAAGCUGAAGGUGAAUCGUCGGAAGUACGAGGGAACCAGUUUGGUCAUGAUAACAAAGUGUGUGAUGAGAUAUAUGUUGUGGGAGAAGGAGAAACACUACAUACUAUAAGUGAAAAGUGUGGUGACCCGUAUAUUGUGGAGAGGAAUCCACAUAUUCAUGACCCGGAUGAUGUUUUUCCCGGGCUUGUUAUUAGAAUCAUCACGCCGACCAAUACUAGGAAGUUUUUGAAAAGAUGAACAACGUUUGAAAUUAGUCUAGUAAGUUGUCUUUGUCUUUGUUGUUUGAUUGUAUACAGAUUUUCUAAAGAUAUAGAAGAAGAAAAAAAAUUUGUUUGAUCAUGUUCAUGUUCAUGAUGAUUCAUGUAUAUCUGAAUUUUUUGUAUUUUGAGAAUUUGUAUUUUUGUGUAAAUUAUUGUUAUUGAUUAACAAAGAGAUAUACGUCUUGGACUUUUUA